This is a messenger RNA of Oryza brachyantha (malo sina), 1396 nucleotides long. RefSeq lists its product as uncharacterized. Lineage: Eukaryota; Viridiplantae; Streptophyta; Magnoliopsida; Poales; Poaceae. The record is from RefSeq and is a predicted model, not a curated record. The transcript is spliced from 2 exons. Bases 739 to 1170 code for a protein of 143 amino acids.
UCACGUUUUUUGGGGCACUCAUUGGCGCUUGUCUUCUUCUCAUGAAGAAAAUAGAGAUGCUAGUAGUACAAGACAGCCAGAAUUAUUCAUCUCCACUUCUAUAUGACCACAAGAAACUCGGCUAGGAGUAGUCUUUAUCCUUUGCUUCCACUUGAUCACUCCACUCAUCCCAUUUUCUUCUUCCAUUAAGAAUCUCCCCUUGCAAAAGCAUUUCUUCGUUGGUGAGAGAUUUGUGUUGAACUUUUUUUCUUGAAUUCUUGUUGUGGGGUAGGGCCGCAAGGGCGCAAGCGCCGCGAGGCAAGGCAUAACAGCUAAAAGUUGCAAUCUUUAUCGGUUUUGGAUUCCUCCUCCUUCGAGGCUCCAACCCAUCCUGGUCCCCCGAAAAAAGGAGAGAUCUUUUUGGUGCAUGAUCCGAUCCGUUGUUGUUUGCUGUUGUUGCCUUGCUGCGGAAAGAUUUGCUCCUUUUCUUGGUCUGUUUCUUGGCCGGGUUCGGCCCUUGGUGGUGCAGUUCCUGGAGUCACAUGGUUGGUGUGGGCAGUUCUUGAUCCAGGCUCAGAUUGAAACUGGCGUUUGGUUUCUUCCAAGGUGGAGAUUGCUGGCUCCGGGGAGCAGUUCUUGGUCGCAUUCCGGGUUGUGGGUGGUGGUGGUGGUGGUGGUCCGUUCUUGAUCCGCUCUCUUGGGUGAUUUGAUUGAUGUGGUGGGUUUUCUUGGAGCUCGGUUCCCCAAUUCGCCAUUUUGAUGAGGAGCUCCCACUGUGAGAGCUACUGCGCUCCUCCCUUGUGCAACAUCCCCUGCCUCCCCAAAUCCAAAGACGAUUCGACCGCGGACGAUGUCGCCGCCGCCGCUUCUCCAACUCCGGCCACCGGCGUCGCAGCAGCUUUGGCUGAGGACAAGCCUCCUCCGGUGCAGAAGAUUGAGGCUGCGACGGCAGACAAGGACGACAACGACAACGACGAUGAUGAGGCUAGCAAGGAAGUGGUGGUGACAGUGGUUCCCAAGAGUAGCCUGAAGAAGACUAGUUGUGAGGACAGUAAGAAUGUGGUGAAAGGCAAUGUGAAAUGGAUGGAUUUGCUGGGGAAGGAUCUCGCUGAAGUCAAAGAAUUUGAGCCAAGCGAAUCUGGAGACUCGGAUGAUGAAGACGGCAACACCUGCAUCUGUGUCAUCCAAUGAGCACUCCCUGGAGAUCAUCCCUGUAAAUUCUCUGAAAAGGAAAACCGAAAAACAAGUGUCUGGGUCAGCCAUUAGUUUGUUUAAUUGUCAGUAGAGAGAUCAACAGAGAUCACCCCCAUUGUGUUGUGGUUUAUCUGGAUGGAGUUGGCCUGUGUUGUUGUAUCAGCAGCAGCAUCAGCAGUACAUGUUGCACAUGCAUAGCUUUAGAGUUUUAGAAGAUUCCUGC